This is a messenger RNA of Limanda limanda (common dab), 522 nucleotides long. It is a transcript of the gene il17c, whose product is annotated as interleukin 17c. Gene Ontology annotation, biological process: inflammatory response. Bases 1 to 501 code for a protein of 166 amino acids. The transcript is spliced from 3 exons. Gene Ontology annotation, cellular component: extracellular region. The record is from RefSeq and is a predicted model, not a curated record. NCBI's taxonomy places the organism in Eukaryota, Metazoa, Chordata, Actinopteri, Pleuronectiformes, Pleuronectidae. Gene Ontology annotation, molecular function: cytokine activity.
AUGGACUUGACGCAGAUGCUGCUCGGCCUCACCCUCCUGCUGUGCUCGGUGUGGAGAUGUGAGAUGAACCGGUGCUUUGAGGACCUGGACCAGGAGAAGGAGGCUGCGGAGAAGAGGCUGAGGACUCACUUCCCUCACCCGCUGGAGGUGGCCCCUGAGGCGGCGGCGGCGGAGGAGGACUCCCCGGUGUCCUGCCCGGUGUACGGGCAGCGGCCGGUGGAGCUCAGAGACCGGUCCCUGUCGCCAUGGAGAUACGUGAGAAGAGCCAUGAAGGAUCACUACCCCCCCAUGUACGCCGAGGCCCAGUGCCUGUGCUCCGGCUGCAUCCUGAUCCAGGGCAAGAAUUCUCCCAAGGAGACUUCGGACUACAACUCCGUCCCCGUGCUGCAGAACCGCGUGUUCCUGAAGAGGGAGCUCUGCCCGGACGGGAAGAGAUACCACCUGAAGCCCGUCAACGUGCAGGUCGCCGUGGGCUGCACCUGCGCCAGGGUCAAGCCCUGAACGCCACACUCGGCCCUGACC